This is a messenger RNA of Cricetulus griseus (Chinese hamster), 2166 nucleotides long. Lineage: Eukaryota; Metazoa; Chordata; Mammalia; Rodentia; Cricetidae. The record is from RefSeq and is a predicted model, not a curated record.
CGGUUCUGCCCCGAGCGUAGCUGCCCGAGGUUGUCUCGGGCCAGGGGUCGCGCCGGAAGUGGCUGUGCCGCGCGUCCUGGUGUUGGUAGGAAACUGCGAGAGGAAUUCAGUCAUUGAAGGGGGCGCGGCACCACUGACAAACCAUGUGCAGAAGCUGGGUCAGCAAGAAUGUCACUCCUUAUACUGGUGUCCAUUUUCUUAUGUGCAGCUUCUGUUAUGUUUUUGGUAUAUAAAAAUUUUCCACAGCUUAGUGAAGAAGAAAGAGUGAAUAUGAAGGUUCCAAGAGAUAUGGAUGAUGCCAAAGCUCUAGGAAAAGUUCUCUCCAAAUAUAAGGACACCUUUUAUGUACAAGUAUUGGUGGCUUAUUUUGCUACAUAUAUUUUUUUGCAAACAUUUGCUAUUCCAGGUUCCAUAUUUCUCAGUAUACUUUCGGGGUUUCUUUAUCCUUUUCCACUAGCCUUAUUCCUUGUUUGUUUGUGUUCUGGACUUGGUGCCUCAUUCUGCUACAUGCUCUCCUAUUUAGUUGGAAGACCUGUUGUAUACAAAUACCUAACAGAGAAAGCAGUAAAAUGGUCACAACAGGUAGAGCGUCAUAGAGAACAUCUCAUUAACUACAUUAUAUUUUUGAGAAUCACACCAUUUCUACCUAAUUGGUUUAUUAAUAUUACAUCUCCUGUGAUAAAUGUGCCAUUGAAAGUGUUUUUUAUUGGCACUUUUCUAGGUGUUGCACCUCCCUCUUUUGUAGCAAUUAAGGCAGGAACAACUCUGUAUCAGCUUACAACAGCAGGGGAAGCUGUUUCCUGGAACUCAGUAUUUAUUCUGAUGAUUUUGGCUCUUCUUUCUAUUCUGCCAGCCAUCUUCCAAAAAAAACUAAAACAAAAAUUUGAGUAAAAAUUGUGGGGUUUUGUUUACCACCACCGUUACUACCAUCAUCAUCAUCAUCAUCUCAGGAUUAGCAGGUGUAUCUAUCCAUUUGAUGUUUUGAAAUCAUCUCUUCAGUAACUGGAGGAAGGAUUUGAGACAGUUAAAAUAAUGCAUUUAUGCUGUCAUAAGGUUUAUGAGCUGUAUCUUAGAAAAUGCUGUGCGAGAGCAACUCUGAUACAUCAUUCAUGUGGCUUAAUUUGGAAUUCUUACUCUGAAAUGAUUAAUUGAAUUUAGUGUUUUUUUUCUUUUCUGUCUGACUAAUAACUAAAAUAGUGAACUUGGGUACAGUGGUGCAUUCAUGUAAUCCUAGCAGCUCAGGAUACUUAAGGCCAGAGGAUUGCUAGUUUGAGACAAGCUUGAGCAACACCCUGUAUUAAAGUAAAAUAAGGUACAGUGAAAUCAAAUAAAAAAUUCAGACCACAAACUAAAUACUUGAGACAAAAGGGGGGCUUUAUUUUCUUUCUCUUUUCAGACAGCACUUUCCAUAGGCUAGUGAAUGUACCAAGGAUGAGUUAUUUAAGUUUUUCUUGCAUAUUUUUUAUCAUGGAUUAGUCUGAUAAUUUAAAUUCUGGCCAGUCUGUUUUCAUCCUUUUUCUAGGUUUUACAGUAUUUCCACCAUACAUAUAUAAAAUGAGAAUUAUAUGCCUGUAUCAUAUUGGUGUUGAUAAUGUAUAUUCAGAUAAUAAUAUUUUGUUAUAGUGUCUUUAUUAUCUCAAUGGGGUUCUAAAAGUAAGUACUCGAAGCGUAUAGUUUUUAGACAUUAAUUAUUUUAUACUGAAACAUCUGGCAGAAGCAUUAGUGUUCUAAUGACUGUAAAUUUUGCCUCAUUAAUAUGUCUGUUCAUUAAAGAGUGUAUUGUAUAAUUACCUUUUAUGCAUGAUAAUCUGUGGAUUGCUUUGUUGCCUUUCUUCUGAUGACUUCCUGUUUGGGAUAGCACUGUUUCCCAACUGUAUAGCUUUUAUUUUCUUACUUCAUGGAGUAAAACAAUUUCUUGGAAGAGACUCCUUUUGGCUAUGUGGGUAUGCCCUUCACUCCUUGCCAGGACAGAGUGAUGUAAAGCACUGUAAGAUCCAGUUGGUGUCUUGAAUAAUUGCUUUAGCGGUGUGGGAAGUCCUUGUGUUUUUAUUAUUCAUAGUGUGAUCAUUGAAGCCCAUCUCUCCUGCAUAAUGUGGACUAAUCUUUUUCUGUCACAGUAUUAAUAUGUGAAUAUAUUACAAAUACAAGGAAAGUAAUAUUGAUCGA